Messenger RNA from Strongylocentrotus purpuratus (purple sea urchin), 3087 nucleotides. It is a transcript of the gene nle1, whose product is annotated as notchless protein homolog 1. Bases 146 to 1573 code for a protein of 475 amino acids. The transcript is spliced from 13 exons. Gene Ontology annotation, molecular function: protein binding. Gene Ontology annotation, cellular component: nucleolus. Gene Ontology annotation, biological process: Notch signaling pathway; ribosomal large subunit assembly. The record is from RefSeq and is a predicted model, not a curated record. NCBI's taxonomy places the organism in Eukaryota, Metazoa, Echinodermata, Echinoidea, Camarodonta, Strongylocentrotidae.
UGUCUUGUUUAUUUUUUCUCUUACGCACGUGGGUUGUCAAAUACAUGUAGACCUGCGAUACCGGCGUACUUUAAUACUUUAGUACAGUUAAACCUCGAGUCUUCGACCGACCUCCAUUAUUACAAGUCCACGGUAAAGGUAGACAAUGGAAGAAGGACAGCGAAUUCUUGCUCAGUUUGUGAGUGAAAAAGGAGAGGCUGCAGGAGCUCCUUUUGAUCUACCUCUAGAUGUCUCAACAGAAAAACUACAGUUGAUAUGCAAUGCAAUUCUUCAACAGGAAGAUACAGUACCAUAUGCAUUCUAUGUCGAUGAGAAGGAGAUCACAUCCACUCUUUCAGAGAGUCUAAGUAAGGAGGAUCAGGAGACAGAGCAAGUGCUCUCAAUCGUCUAUCAACCUCAGGCUCUGUUUAAAGUAAGAGCAGUCACCCGAUGUACAAGCACCAUAGAAGGACACGCAGAAGCAGUGAUAUCAGUAGCAUUCAGUCCAGAUGGAAGAUAUUUGGCAAGUGGCUCUGGAGAUACAACUGUCAGGUUCUGGGAUGUAACAACUGAAACACCACAUCACACCUGUAAAGGGCAUAAGCACUGGGUGCUGUGCAUAGCUUGGUCUCCUGAUGGUAGACGGCUAGCUUCAGGCUGUAAGAAUAGUCAGAUCAUUGUGUGGAAUCCAGAGACAGGUAAACAAGAAGGGAAGGUAUUAACGGGACAUAAACAAUGGAUAACAUGGUUGGCAUGGCAACCAUUUCAUCUCAAUCAUGAGUGUAGACAUCUUGCAUCAGCAUCCAAGGACGGAAAUAUAAAAAUUUGGGAUGUUGUUCGAGGUGCUUGCUUACGAACACUGUCCGGUCAUCUUCAAUCUGUAACGUGCAUUCGAUGGGGUGGGACUGAUCUCAUCUAUUCAGCCAGUCAAGAUAGAACAGUCAAAGUAUGGAGAGCUUCGGAUGGUAUCUUAUGUAGGACAUUACAAGGUCACGGGCAUUGGGUGAAUACCAUGGCUCUGAGUACAGACUAUGUGAUGAGAACUAGCUGGUUUGAUCCUGUGCAAGCUACCAUCAAUUACCAACGCAUCAGCCAAUCAGCUGAAGAACUGUCGAAGAUUGCUCAGGAUAGAUAUGAUACAGUGAAGGGAUCUGAACCAGAGCGCUUGGUGACAGGCUCGGAUGAUUUCACUCUGUUUCUAUGGCAACCAGAAAAAGAGAAAACAUCUGUUGCUAGGAUGACGGGUCAUAUGCAACUUAUUAAUGAUGUAGCCUUCUCUCCAGACACUAGGCUUGUAGCCAGCGCAUCAUUUGACAAGUCCAUCAAGUUAUGGAAUGGACACACGGGCAAGUUUAUCACUACUCUGAGAGGACAUGUCAGUAAAGUUUAUCAGGUGUCGUGGUCAUCUGACAGUCGUUUACUAUGCAGUGGGAGCUCUGAUAGUACUCUUAAAGUAUGGGAUGUGAAGACCAAUAAGAUGAGCGGAGAUCUGCCCGGUCAUGCUGACGAGGUCUACGCUGUGGAUUGGAGUCCCGAUGGGCAGAGGGUCGCUAGUGGAGGAAAGGACAAAGUACUCAAGAUAUGGAGAAGAUAACGUCAGCUAGAAAGAGCAAGUUCUGUGAUACUUGAGUCAUUCCAUCUUUGAUAGGACUGACACAGAGUGCUCAGUAUUUAUCACCAAGGAAGGGAGUGAACAUGCUAGAGAGAGAAAGAGGCUGGCUACCCCCGCUUCAAAAUCAGUCGGUGUGUUUGACCAGGAAAGAUCUGUCUAGUAGAUUCAUGGUGAUCAACAAUGAUCAGUGCUUUCCCUUCAGUCUAGAGAAGAUUUCUAGACAGUUUAGUGGAUAUAAAUAGUAAAGGAGAGAUAGCCUGGUGAGUUCAUCAUGUUAUAGAUACAUCAGGAGUGUUCCCUCAUUAAAUGUUAAAGUGAUAUCCGACGUUGCAUUGAAAUAAUGCAAAAUCAGAAAAGGGCAUAAAAGUUGACAGUUAAAACUUAAAUAUUUCUCCAGGAAUGACAAUAAUCAAGACCAGUUUUCUAGCAUUUGUGCUUCAUCCAUUUUGCCAAUACUAUUAUGAUUAUGACGGUAAAGGAGAGCCAAGAAACACAAUAUUUUAACACACUUACAAAACUUGAAUCAAAUUAUUAGUUGAACAUUUGAUACCAAACUCUGGGAAGUAAGAGAAUAAAUUUGCAUUUACCAAAUCCAUGUUCAGGAUGGCGGAAUGGUUGCUUCCCUGCUGUCCAGUUUAUAUUACCAAUAUAUGUUUCUGUUUGUACAAUAUCAUUUCACUGUUCUUUUUUUUAAAACAGUAAUCUACUAAAUUAUUCAUACCCUUACCAAGUUUUUCUAAAUUUUUAAGUUUCUUUGUAAAAAUGAGAUUUCCUUGAUUUCUUUUAAUGAGAAUGUGACAUACUAAAGUUUACAUCAAAAAGUAGUCAUCCUGUCCAUCUUCCGUCCUUGAGAUAUGCAAAACAAAAAUAAAACAUCAAAUUGACAGGGGUUAUGAAUAAUUUAGUUGUUAACUGCAUAUCUAGUGUCAUGAUGACCCAAAAAGAAGUAUGAAAUAUAUGCUUAAAAGUGUAUUUCUUUAUAUUAUUAAAUCUUACCCUAUAGCUGUUGUAAAGCAUGUAAUCAAUGAUAUACAUGUAGUUACCCUGUUCACAUAGAAGUAGGUAUCAAAGUCCAGCUAUUUAUUUCACAAUAUCUAUUGAUUAUUACUAUUUCUUAUGAAGCACUUUACCGGUUUUAAUGUAACCGACCAAAGCGCUUAUAGUAUUAUUAUUACCCUGAUCACUGGAUUCAAUUACAAUCCUGAACUUUAAAGUGCAUACUCUACACUCUACUUUGAGAAACAAGUAAUUUCCAAAGGAGACAAAAAGUCUGUCUAAAUAAGUGCCACUAACUUACAAUUUAUGGAUAUAUAACUAAUCAUUAAAAAAUAAAGAAAUAACAAGUCACAUGCAACUUCUUUGCUGUAAACCAGUGGAAUUUGUUACUUAUUACAUGCAUUUUUUUAAAAUGUAUUAUUUCUCGGGAACUUGCAUGUUUCAAUUUUUUUAGAAUAGAUGUAGUGAAAUUAAAGAGAGUAGGUAACACACAAAAAAAA